AUGGACGAACAUUACAGAUUAUUAGUCGGAAGAGCAAGUAGGGAGAACGCGGGCGGCGACAUGCAAUCUCCUGAUCCUAUCUCAGAUACUAUUAAAGUGGACAAAGUUUUCAUAGAAAAUGAUCAUGUGAGGAAACAGUCGUGGUUUACAACAAUCAAAUUACAGUUUAUUCACUAUUUAUCUCUAGGUUUUAUAGGGAUUUUAACUUGGGGUCUAUUAUGGUGUGCCUUCGACGACGAUUGGGGAUGGGACGGCAAGUGGUUCCGGCUGGGCACUGUCGCGACGGUGGCGUGGGCGAGCGGCCUCGUCCUGCAGGAGCUCACCACGCUACCGCCGCUCCUCGCCGCGCUCCUCACCGGCAUCUUCGCCCGGCACUUCGGCUUUCUCGACAUGCGAGAUUAUUCUCAAAUUGACGCAUUUUUACGAAAAAUAUAUCCAGUAAUAAUUCUGGGCAAGGGGUCUUUAGCUUGGGAUAUGGACUACAUGAAAAAGAACUGGAAGCAAGUUGUGUCUCUGGGCACUCUGCCAUGGUCGGCUGAGGUGGUCGUUAUGGCACUGUGUUCUCACUACUUCUUAGGAUUCCCUUGGUUAUGGGGAUUCCUGCUGGGAUCAGUGUACUCGUCAGUAUCUUGUCCGGUUAUUAUGCCGUUGAUACAACGGCAUGGCACCAAGCCGGACAAGAGUCAGAACUGGCCUCAGCUGAUCUGUACAGCCGGCGGGACUGACACUGCCCUUAGCGUCGGAGUCUUCGGUCUCAUAUUUAGCUUUAUGUUCUCCAACGCCAGCGACCUCUAUCGAUACAUAAAGGCGGGUCUGGCGCUGUUAGCGGGUGCGGCGCUCGGCGGCGGCUGGGGCAUGCUGGCACGGCUCGUGCCUCACGCCCGGGAUGCAUACGUCACGGAGCUCAGAAUACUGUUCGUGCUCGUCGGUGGAUUGUUCGCCAACUUUUUCACGUCCGCACUAGGCUGGGGAGGCACGGGCGGCAUAGCAGUGCUGGCUUGCAACGCGACAGCUGCACGGCAGUGGGCGCGGAAGGGAUGGAAAUUGAAUCAGAACCCGGCAGCCACGGCAUACCGAGUCCUCUGGUCUGCUUGCGAACCUGUUCUCUUCGCCUACACUGGUACAUUCUUUGUGAUACACGGUUCGAUGACGGACACAAUGUUACUGGGCCUGGGAAUUCUCCUCAUAACUCUAACGACACGAUUGCUCACUGCUGCUAUUGUAUGUUGGAACCUUUCCAUAAAGGAAAAACUUUUUAUAUGCUGUGCCUGGAUACCUAAAUCUAUAGUCGAGGCAGUUCUCUGUCCAUUGGCAAUCGAUACAUUGAUAAUGAAGAACUCGGACGACGACCACCAAAUGAAGUACGCCGAAGAUCUGAUGAGGCUCGUUGUUCAGGCUAUACUGAUCACAACUCCGAUCGGCUAUCUACUUACGAAUCAUUUGGGACCAGUAUUAUUAAAGUCAAAAUCAAAAAACGAUAAAGAUUUGGAAUCUCAAAUGCAAGCAUCAAGAUCAUCAUCUUUUAACGAAGAUAUAAAAUUAUAA
Papilio machaon (common yellow swallowtail) is the source of this 1545-nucleotide messenger RNA. Its product is annotated as sodium/hydrogen exchanger 9B2. The transcript is spliced from 10 exons. Gene Ontology annotation, biological process: proton transmembrane transport. The coding region runs from base 1 to 1545 and encodes 514 amino acids. Lineage: Eukaryota; Metazoa; Arthropoda; Insecta; Lepidoptera; Papilionidae. Gene Ontology annotation, cellular component: membrane. Gene Ontology annotation, molecular function: antiporter activity. The record is from RefSeq and is a predicted model, not a curated record.